Messenger RNA from Schistosoma haematobium, 2351 nucleotides. It is a transcript of the gene BBS1, whose product is annotated as Bardet-Biedl syndrome 1 protein. Gene Ontology annotation, molecular function: patched binding; smoothened binding. Gene Ontology annotation, biological process: non-motile cilium assembly; protein localization to cilium. The record is from RefSeq and is a predicted model, not a curated record. NCBI's taxonomy places the organism in Eukaryota, Metazoa, Platyhelminthes, Trematoda, Strigeidida, Schistosomatidae. Gene Ontology annotation, cellular component: axoneme; BBSome; centrosome. The coding region runs from base 153 to 2351 and encodes 732 amino acids. The transcript is spliced from 15 exons.
GCGUAGUUUUUUAAAUUUGUUGAUUCACUGCGAAAAUAACAUUUGUAGAGUAUAAAGUUUUAUGAGUCGUGAUUGUGACGGCCUGGAAACAAGUUUUCAUACAUAGUAUUGUGUUUCAAGAAGGAGAAAAGGCCAUACGUUUUAAAAGGCAUAUGAAAGUGACUGUACUGGCUUUUUUGAAGCAAAACUUACGACAGCUGAUCAUUUUAAAACCAAUGACGUUUCAAAUUUUUUGGAUGGCAUCGAUAUGCUGCCUUAACUCUAAAGUAAACUCGUUCACUCUCAACACGAGUUCUAAGAACUCACUUUUAACAAUUGUUAAAAGUGAACCACACAACUUUAAAAUUGGGGCUUCUUAUUGCACAAAUUUAAAAAUGAUGGUAACAGAUCAUACGAAGGAGCAAAUUUCUACUAUGUAUCAAAUGGCAAUCAGUGAUUCUUGGUUACUUGCAAAACAUGAUAUAACCAUAAAUUUAUCAACUUUUUCUCAGUGCAUGUGCCUUGGAGAUAUUUUUGACUCGUCUACCAAUGAACUUAUCGUUGCUGAUUUUAGUCAAUACUUCGAAAAUAUUCAUUCUAACUUAGGAGGUUUUGAAUUCAAAAUCAAGAUAUUUAAGGGGACUAAACUCAUCAAUGAAUUGCCAUACCUUGAAGCUCCUUCUGGAAUUAUUCCAUUUAAGUGUAAAGGGAACGACAAACAUUGUCUAGAUUUAGCUAUUGCUGCUGGACCAUUUAUUUAUGUCUACUGUAAAUUAUCAUCAUAUUAUAAAUACACUCUACCUUCAUUGGAACCUAAUUUGGAUGAACUCAAACUAUGGGAACAAGCUAGAGAGGGUAAUUUGACACCAGAGGAAUUACGUGAAAAACUUAAGCAGAUUGGAUCUGAAAUGCAUAAGCUAACUUCAAGAUCUAUACGGUAUCUACAAUUACCCGGCGACCUAUUACACGAAUUUUUCAACACUUAUCAAAUGAUUCCACUUCAAAAGCAAACUGUAGCAACGUGUUUGACUAAAAUGAGUAAACAACACAGUGGACCUAAUUCCUGGGACUGUUUAAUCGUUGGCACAGAAUCAUGUUUUGUUUAUAUUUACGAUUGUGUAUCACACAAUAAUUUAUGUGAGGUUGCGUUACCAUCUGUUCCAGUUCAUUUAAACGCAAUAGGAUCCUUCGAUAUUGACUAUCAUAUUUUAGUGACAUGUCGUAACGGAAUAAUUUACUCCAUAAAACGUGGAGAAGCCAACGCUAAGGUUUAUGUUGAAACUGGGUCACAGAUUAUCGGUUUACUUCGUACAGAAAAAGCUGUUAUAGUUGCUUGUAUGGAUCAAACAGUUAAAGGAUUUUCACUGGAGGGUCGACCAAUUUGGAGAGUAAGACAUUCGUGUGAAAUUUUAACAAUAACUCCAAUGAAUUUUAAUAGUUCAAACAAUAGAAAUCAUGAAAUUUAUUAUAUCAUAUGUUUAUCAGAUGGUUCAGUCCAGAUCUACUGUGAUCAACAUUUAUGUGACAAAUGCAUCAUAUGGGUUCCUUCUACUCAGAAUACUAGCCCUGAGGAUAAUAAUAGUAAUCCUCCAAACAAUAUUACAUCUGGUAAUUCAGGUACUAUUAAGGUGACAGAAACUGAACAGAACAACAAUCAAUCACGUAAACUAAUUGGUUAUCACUUAGCGAAACCUGAUCCAAUUGUCGCUUGCUGUUUUGGGAAAUAUGACAGAGAAAUCAAUACACUAAUACUUGUAUCUCAAGCUGGGCACAUGUUAAUCUUAAUUGCUAAACGUACAGCUAAUUUUAUUCCGAUGGAUGUGAUUACCUCUCGUACAAUCGGUAAACUUGAUAAUUUGAAUAUCCCUAAAAAAUCAAAUUUAUAUAUGGAUUUAACAACUCGUGAACAAUUAAAUGCACCGCAAAUGUAUCGUCAAUUUGUGAAUGAUUUACGCUUUGUAAAGCGAUCAAUUUCAUCCACCUUUCUUAAUAUGUUAGAAAAUCAUUCUAAUCCUAUUCCGAUUUCUGGUUAUGGUGAACAAAUUAAAUUAAAUGUCCAGGUUCAGGGUCUUGGACCUGAAUUUAAUUUGAUUUGUGAGAUAGUUCAAAUAAAAAGCAAUACAAUGUCAACUUUGAAGGGUUUGUAUAUUUUAAUAUUAUUCAAUGCUUCAGUUUAUCAAGUGAAUCCGGUUUUGAUUCCAUUGGCUACAAUUUAUCCUUGUUUCAAAUACCGUUACACUUCUUCCAUCACUUUGAUUCAUGAAACAUUAAAUGAAGAAGAAAUAAAGGUUCUUGUUAUCAAUAAGCAAAGUUCUAAUCCAAUAAUUUCUUCUUCAGUGAAAAUGCCAAUCAGUGAACUAUCGAUGGGAUAA